Molecule: messenger RNA, 2798 nt
Organism: Oppiella nova
Lineage: Eukaryota; Metazoa; Arthropoda; Arachnida; Sarcoptiformes; Oppiidae
Source: the annotation of a GenBank genome assembly
CUUUUCGUGACUUACUGUUAGCGUAGAGGUGUUUGCAGUGAAACGAUUGCCUCCUCUAUAGCGUGAAAACAAAGCAAUCAUUCAUUCAUUGCAUUGGUUUUCAUCAAACAUUUGAUCACUUCUUCAAUUCGUAUCAAUUAUGUCUCAAUUCUACCACCAAUUGAUCCAAUCUCUGGACAAAUGUCUGCACACUUCGGGACGCAUUGCAGACAUCGGCGAGAAGAUCGAGAAGACCGCUGGAGUUAAACGCAUUUAUGUGGCUCAGGGUCUCAUGGGAUUAGUGGCCAUUUACAUGAUAUUCGGACACUUCGCUGAAUUGGUUUGCAAUUUGGUUGGCUUUAUAUACCCGGCCUAUGCUUCAAUCAAAGCUCUCGAGAGUAUGCACAAAGAGGACGACACGAAAUGGUUGACGUAUUGGGUUGUCUUCGCCCUCUUCUCUGUCUUUGAGUUCUUCUCGGACUUCAUCUUCAGUUGGUUUCCGCUCUAUUGGUUGGUUAAGGUUGUAUUCCUUGUCUGGUGUUUCGUUCCCAUUCAAAACAAUGGUUCAAAUUAUAUAUAUUUGCGAGUAAUUCGUCCCGUCUUCUUGAGACACCAUCACAACGUUGACAACACUCUGUCGUCUGCCGCCGGAACCGCUAAAGGGUUGGUCGAUAAGGUCUAUAACGAAGACACAGACACACGAGACAUCGCCGUUGGACAGGUGUGGGACAGUUGGGUGAUAGGAGUGGAAGUGAUGGCGACUCUGGUUGAGGGCCAACAAUAUGCUCUCACAUCACAUCUCAAUCACUCGAUCAACAAGUCUUUGAUUUUCGUCAAACUCACCGAUUCUGCCCUCAAAGCCAUCGAAGACUAUCUCAAUCAUAAGGUGAUUAGUAUUCCGAGCAAAAGAAGUACUUUGGAUGAGGACAGACAGCAAUUCAGUUUCACUCUGUCUAAUGUGGAUGCAGUCGAACCUCAGGGCAGCUUUGAAUGCAUCCGGCAGUCGAAGAACCGCUGUAUGGAAUCGUUUGGUGAUAUUGACUAUAAAUUGCAAAUCCAUGCCAAUGACGACAGCUAUCAUUCGACUAAAGUGAAAAUGGCUGUCGUCGAGAGGGAGAGCAAGAAGUAUAGCACCAAAGUGAUCAAAGCUAGUGAUCCUAACGUCGGCCGAAAGGUCAAAGUAAAGCGCCAUCCCUUCACGAACCGACCCGUACCUCAUUCUCAGCCACAAUCCACACCAGAAUCACUACCACAACCACCACAACCCGGUUAUAGCAGUUAUAAUAAUUAUAACAACACUUGCAGUAAAUCUAAUUCUCCUCCAACGCUCAAACUCAACGGCAAUACCAUUAACGCCAUUCCUAACCAUAAGACUGUUGUCAGCCAUCACUCAAUCAGUAGUUCAAACACAAACACAAACACAAAUGCAAUUAUUAGUAGUAAUAGUAAUUUAAGUGAAACUAAUGUUAAUAAUAAUAACUUAAGUCCAACCGAUGAUACGAAUUCUAAUGAACUCAACAAAACUCUUCGUGAAAGUGUUGUCCAGUUGUUAGCAUUGCGUCCCUUAAAGAAGUCGGAACUCAUGAAUAUGUUGUCAAACCAGGGCUUUAAGGAUAUCGACAAAAAAGAGUUGAAUUGUAUAUUAGACGACAUAUCGUUGUGUAAAGAGAAUGGUUACGAAUUGUCUAAAACUGGUUGGAGUGAAGUGAGUGCCGAUCGCAUGGACUGCACCACCGAUGAGAAGGAUUCACUUAAGAAGAGGAACACAUUGACCACAACUCCCACACAGAACAGCAUAUCACCGCUGUCUGACUGCGGAUCAAUGGGCGCCUAUCUAUCGCCAAUGAGUAUGGACUGUAGCUCUCCCUUAGGCCCGAAGAGUCCCUCCAUUAAUAAGAGGAGUUCUGACAACAGUUCCACUUCUUUAUCUGUAGCCAAAAAACAGAAACCUUUAGUGAAUUUGAAUGAGUCAUACAAUAAUACAAAGUCCCCGACGACUACCACUAAACUCAAAACGAAUGGAUACAACCAUUUGCUCAACGGUUGGGCUAAUAAACCUUCGAGUCCUGAGAGAGAGUCCAACCCAAGUGCUGUCCUCAACACCACCACAACCGCAGGCAUAGAGUCAUUGCUUACAAAUACGAGUCAUUCAUCUCCCGAUUCCAAUUCACUUUGUUUAUCACAACAAGAGUUCCACAAUCAGAGCAAUCGUAUUGUCAAUUAUAUCACUAAUGAAAACACUUUUGGAAAAAGUCAUAAAAGAGAUGCUUUUAAUCGAUUUAAAAGCAAUGGUUACCAUAUGAAUGGCAACGGAUCCGGUUCUAUAAACUCCUCUCCAAACUCAAGUCCCGACAGCGGCACCGGUAGUCACGACGGAAGCACUUUGAGCUCUUCAAACUCAUACACUCUCUGUGCGAACGACGAAAUGCCCGACUAUUUAACAAAAUACACGAAAAUCGUAACUCCAGAGCAAAGGGCACAAUACAAGAAAGACUUCUAUAUUGAAUACGAAGAGUACAGGCGACUGCACCGGUAUGUCGAGAACGUGGCCUCAAAGUUCUCGGAACUGGAAAUACGUCUCAACACUAAAGUUGAAGGAUCUGAUGACUGGAAUAAACUAAUGGAUCAAAUCGUUAGAGAAUAUGAGGAGACGAAGAACUGUCCGAAGUUUCAGAAGUGUCGCAAACGGAUGUUCUAUCUUCACGACAAAUUAGCUCACAUUAAGUCUCUUGUCGUCGAUUAUGACCGCAAUUAUCAUAAGGAAAAGAAUCGAUUGCCUCACAAACUUCAAGUCAAGUCAAACCCCAUCUCUUAGCACU